Molecule: messenger RNA, 4140 nt
Organism: Adineta ricciae
Lineage: Eukaryota; Metazoa; Rotifera; Eurotatoria; Adinetida; Adinetidae
Source: the annotation of a GenBank genome assembly
AUGGAUUUUUUUCGGAAAUUUCGUCAAAGUCUACUGGAAUGGAAUUUAUUUUUCCCCGAAGAAGAUGAAUAUGAUGAUGAUGAUGGUGACGAACACCUGAGUUUUCAUAUUGCAGAAGAUCAAUUACAACAUCAACGUAUAUCAACACGACUUUAUGUCUUAUUACUUAAUAGUAUAACAACCAUGAAAAGUAAAUUUUCUCUAAACAAAUUUUAUGCUAUUUUAGGUAUUCUAUUCAUUUUACUCGUCUUUACUUUAUUACAACAACAAACGAAAAUAAUCACAAUAAAUCAACCAUCAAUCGAAGUUUAUCGUCAAUUACAAUUCGAAUAUUCAGAUACAUUAAAUUGUCCAUGUUCUGCAUUAACCAUUUUAUACGAAACAUUUACAAACAUUCAAAUAACAUUUCAUCAGAUUUGUUCGAGUAUUUUUGUAACUGAACAAUGGAUUUCAAGUCUAUUUUUUUCACAAAACGGUUUAUAUUUACCAAUCGAUUUUCGCACAACGGGCAGUUCACAAUUCAAAUUACUGCGCAAUUUUUGCGAAUUCGCACAACUGACUACAUCAGAUAUGAUAUUCGAUAUAAAUAAAACUCAGUUAAUCUCUCCAAUACUUCUAUUAGAAAGUCAAUUAGAUAGUCAAAUCCAAAACACAGUUGAACUCAUAAAAUAUAAUUGGGCAAAGUUAUUCAUCAAUACUCUUCAAUUGAGUAUUUUAAACACACGUACAAAUAAAUUUAUGUCUGCAUUAAAUACAAAUUAUCUUAAUGCAGCUGUGAAUAAUGGUGCAAAUCGAUUACCAGGUUGGUAUAGAAAUUCAAUCAGUUGGUAUCUUUAUAAUAAUACUCGAACUACAAUAUGUGAUUGUGAUAAUGAUUAUUGUCAAUAUCCUGCGGGUUUUUAUCCAAUGAUAAACGAUCAUGAUGCAUUUUUGUACUGGUAUUUCAAACCACAAAAUUAUGAAAUUCUCGACGUUAUUGAAGGUUUUAUGAUUUCAUGUACAACAAUGGAAAGUUUGCUGGGAGGAACGUUGGAAUGUCUUUAUAGUUUGAAAUGUGUUGCAAUUUUGAAGAGAUAUUUUCCAAAACUCAAUCAAACAAUAUUUAACGAUGAUGUCCUCAAUAAAUCAUGGUUAACUAGAUAUUCUUUGAAUACCAAUAUUAAUUCUUUAUUAGAAGAAUUUUUUAUUGAAGAAUUCUCAUUUGAAAUUGAUUAUAAUCAAUAUUUUCAACGAUGUUCGCCAAAUAGUUGUACUUAUUCUUAUACAAAACGAGCUGAUUUUAUUUAUAUGAUCACAAUUCUUCUUGGUUUUUAUGGAAGUUUACAAACUGUUCUCAGAAAGAUUAUUCCUUUUCUUAUUAAAUGGGUUUUAAAACGAAAGCAACAUUCGGCAAAUCAAAAUAAUCACGAAAAAAAGUCUCUCCGACGAUUAUUAAUACUUUUAAAGACUUUAAAAACUCGAAUAUUCAAAUUGAAUUUAUUUAAAACAACUGAUCGUUCACCUGAACUAAUUCAACAACAACGAAUAACAACAAGAUUAUAUCUUGUUUUACUUAUCGGAUCUAUUUCCAUUCUUAUUUUAUUUAUAAUUCUUAAUAAACAAACAACAAUCUUCACCAAUUCAUUUCCUUCAUAUGAAAUGUAUCAAUAUUUAAAAUCAAAAUAUUCGAAUGAAAUAACUUGUUCAUGUUCGGAAUUUCAACAAAUUUCUUCGUUGUUUGUCACAUUAAUUCCUUCAUUUCAUUCGAUUUGUCUGAGUUCUUUUAUUGAAGAUGUCUGGAUUCGUCAAUUAAAAGCAAAUAAGAUGUAUGUAAUGCUCAGCAUCGAUUGGCGUGUUCUUUCGUUUAAUCUUUUUCAAACAUUACGAGAAUUAUGUGUUUAUGCAAACAAUAUGAUAAAUGAUGCUUUAAAUAAAUUUAAUCAAAGAACAUUGAUAAGUUUGAAUUUACUCGAUGAAAAUUAUCUUACCGAACAAGUUACUGAAAUAUCUAAUGAAUUCAUUCGUAGUUUAGAAAAUGAUUUUCGACUUCCAAUUGUCAUCAAUCUAUUAAAUAAUCAAAUUGAUCAAUAUUUUUCAGAAUCAGCAUCCAAUGGAGGAAUUAGUUUUAUAAAUACAACUGAAAAUGGAUCAUUUCAGGUGAAUAUUAUUAUUAACGGAAUAUCCAAUUCAGGUUAUUUAUGUUAUUGUACAUUUGAUCCUUCAUGUGAAUAUUCAAUGUUCGUCGGUAUUACUAUUCGAACAUUUAUACCUGGUUUUGUCUUACGUUGUUCAAUAAUUGAUUCACUCUUUCAUUCAUCGUUACAAUGUUUGUAUUCAAAUUCUUGUCUUAUCGAUAUUUUAUUUGUUUCUUUAAAUGAAACAAGUACAUAUGCUCAAUAUCUUCCACCAUUAUCAAAAGAAACAUUAUUUUAUUUUAAUGAAAAUUCCACAAUAAAUCAAUUAAUAGAAAAGAGUUUCAUAGAUCAUUGGAUAAUUAAUAUUUCUUACGAGAAAUAUUUUCAAGCGUGUCAUCCAAAUUUUUGUAGUUAUAAAUAUUUGCAUAGGAAUAGUCUUAGUUAUUCGAUUACAAUUGUUUUGUCUUUAUAUGGUGGAUUAUCAUUUGUUUUACAUUUUUUAACUCCAUUAAUCAUCAAAACGAUCAAAUCAUGUUGUUAUCAACGACGACAAAGACAAACAAAUAUCGAUGAAGAACGAACAUCGAUGAUUCGUUGUUUCCUGAAUUCUAUACAAAACUUUCUGAAAUCCAAAUUAUUAAAUUUAACAUUAUUUCGUACAUCAGAUUUCGGUACAAAUACAGAUCGUCAAACAGCAAAUUUACUCAAUCGUAUCGCAACACGAAUGUAUCUCUGUAGUUUAACUAUCAGUCUUAUAAUUCUUCUUUUAUAUAAUUUAAUCGAAGCAAGAUUGAUAACAGAAGUUCUUGAAAAUCCACCUUUAUCUGAUACAGAACAAUUAUUAAGUAAAUAUGUUGACACAGCAAUUUGUCGAUGUACACAAAUUUCUACUCCAUUAAAUCAAUUACUUCGAAUUCAUAUUAAUUUUCAUCAAAUUUGCUCAAGUACCUUCGUAAGCGAUCAAUGGCGAGAAGCAUUGACUCUUGGUGCUGCAAAUAUUCGAUAUAUGCUAAAUAAAUCUGAUUAUCGAUUUUACAUUUCUGCACAUUUACAAUUUCUUUCUGGCCUGUGCAAACAAUCAAUCACUCAAGCAAAUAAUUCGAUCAAUAAAUUUCUUUCGAAUUCUUUUAUAACCAGUUCACUUCUAUCAAAGUUUGAUUUUGAAAUCCAAAUAUCAAAUUUAUUCAAACAAACCAUCAGCAAUGCACCGAUCAAUUUCGUUCGUCUUUUAAAUUUAAUUCGAUCAGUGAACGAUGGAAAUGCAUUGAUGACUGUUUAUGGAAAUAAUUAUCAAUUUGUUGUCUCGGAACAACAACUAACAGCGUCUUACUCGAUAUUAACAACCAACUCGAUUGUAUAUAAUGAAACAGAACAAUGUGACUGUGGUUUUAAAUCAACAUGUGUUGUUCCUGCUCGAAUUCUAUUGAAUGAAUCUUUGGAAAUUAAAGGUUUUUAUAUGGGUUGUUUACCAAGUGAAACACUACUUAUAUCAACACUUGAAUGUUUUUAUGAUAUAAAUUGUAUAAAUCAUCUUCGAACAUAUUUACCUACGAAUUAUUAUAAAACAUAUGCGGAGCCGUUGAAUGUUGACAAUAGCAAAUUUGAAAUGAAUGAAACAAUUAAUAAUCUUCUCAAAGAACUAUUUGUCGAAGAAUGGAUCAUUUCAAAGAAUUAUCAAGCAUAUUUUCAUCAAUGUGCACCAAAUGUAUGUUCAUAUACAUAUGUGCAACGUAGUAAAUCAAUUGAUUCAUGUUUAAAUGAUGGGCAAACACUCUUAUUAAUAACAUUCGGCUGUGGUACGGAUGAUAAUUCAAAUGUAAUUCCACUGAAUUUUACUUUAACAAAAUCACAUUUUCAAUAUUCAAUAUCGUCAUCAAUAAAUUCACCAAUUAACCUAGUCAAUAAAAUUCUAAAUGAUCGACCAACAUGGCAUAUUAAUGCUUUGGAUCAUACAGAAAAUGAUCUAGAUGGAUAUAUGCUUUUAGUUAAUGGUAAUAAUAAUGAACUAUUUAAUUUAACCCUUUGA